AAUGUGACUGCACGGAGGCAGUGAAGGCGGCAACGCCCCGGAAGAUGCGAGCCCGGAAGUACGCGUGGCUCGCGCUCGCUCUGCUGGGCCUCAUGGGCCUUUCCAACUGCAUGCCCGAGGCGGAGGCGGGUAAGCCGGCUCGAGCAGCCAAGGGUCGUCAGCGCGGCUCCUGGCGCCUAGUACUGAGUCUCGCCCAGAGCCAGCCGACGAGGUUGGAGGUCCAGCGUGCCUGGGAGGAGGCCAUGCACGAGCUCGCCCACGCGGACGUCGAGCUCGCGUACGUGGAGCAGCAGCCGGAAACGGCGAGCCACCCCACGGCCCUCCUCGGUCGUUUCUGCGCGGAGAUCAAGGCCGGAAGGACGGCGCUGAGCCUCGUCAUCGGAGCCGGACCCGCGGCCAGGUUCCUCGUCACGGCGGCGAGCUCGAUGAGGCUGCCCACCCUCUGGCUGCCCUUUUCCCACCGGGAUUUCAUCAAGCAGGGUAGGCCGGGUCCACUUGAGAGUCGCGUGGGCACGGGCUCCGAGGAGAUGGGAGCGGCGGCGGCGGCCCUGAUGCACAAGGCCCACUGGCACGCGUUCACCUUGCUGAUCGACACGAGCCUCCUACCGGUCCAGCAGCUCGUCUCCCAACAGAAGCGGCCCAUCGGUAGCCUCGUGCCCCGGAAGAUCAUCUACCUGCCAACGGACGAACGAACCCUCUCGGCGCGGCUGAGGCGCGUCGCCGAGGAAAACGGACGUGGGAGCGUCCUCGUUCUCGGCUGUGAUCUCAACAGCGCGCGGAAGGUCAUCACCCUCGCCGGCAAAUACGAGAUGCUCGCAGGGAGGUUCCUUUGGCUCUGGCUCGACCUCAAGGCAGAGCUCAGAUCUAACGAGCCGAACAUCAUCGGCUCGCAUGUACUACACAAUGCCCGAGUUUCCGUGACAAGCGAUUACUUGCCACCGACCGACAACCAGGAGUUCGGACCAAAUCUCACUCCGGUCAGCGACAUCAGUAUUCAUACCCUCUCAAAUCUAGUUAGCGAAAUACAGAAACUACAGGAUUAUCAUUGGCAGAGCGACGCGAAAGAUCGUAAGCCGAAGAAGCGAGAGACGCCGAGUCGCUCGGCUUACGGCGGCUCCCUCGAGGACGACGAGGAUACGCGCACCUACGAUAAAAAUGUCAAUUCCAAGAGCUUCAUGCCCCUGGGCAUGCUUGCGCUGCGGCCGGUGAAUGGGCGGGUCGGCGGCGGGCCCGACACCAUCCUCGCACGGAUGAUACGCGAGGCGGCUCAGGCGCUGGACAGGACGAUGCUCGAGUCGAGGCCACGUUUAGGGCGGAUCAGCGAGGCACAGCUCAAGGAGGUCUUCGUCCCGGAGUGUCUUGGAGAGCCGCCGCGGCCCAGGCAUCCGGGUGUGGCCGAGGUCAGGGCCAACCUCUCCUACAGCCUUACCGCGAAGCUCAGGGAGUCCGCCAAGCAGAUAUCGAGGGACAAGGCCGAGUUCCACCUGCUCAACCUCCAGGGCAUCCUCUUCCCUGGGAACAAGACGCAGCUGAGGUGGACAAAAGUAGGCUCCAUAAGGGGAGGCCGUGAGGUUCGUUUGGAUACGAUAAUCUGGCCAGGCGGUGGAAUUGUUCCAGCGUACAUCGAGGAGGGCCGCGAAAAGAUCGGUAUGCCGUCCUACAAAAUCGUUACAGCCCUGGCGCCUCCCUUCGCGAUGGUCACGAACCUCCAAGAAGGCACUUGCUUGCGAGGACUGACGUGCAAACACGGAAAUACCAUCAAGUGCUGCUACGGCUACUCAAUGGAUUUACUUUAUCAAGUCUCCCAGGACCUGGAGUUCCGCUUCGACCUUCAUGUGGUGAAAGACGGUUUGUUCGGGCGCAGACGAGGUCGGAACGGCACGUGGAACGGCGUCGUCGGUGAACUGCUGUCCGGCAAGGCUCAGCUGGCGUUCGCACCGAUGAGCGUCUACUCGCAUCGUUCCCAAGUCGUCGACUUCACGACCCCUUACUACUUCAGCAGCGUGAGCUUCCUCAUAGCGCCUAAGGAGCGCAACAGCUUUUCCUUGUUAGCCUUCCUCCAGCCUUUUAGUCCCGAGCUCUGGAUAGCCGUAUUCACGUCCCUCAACAUCACCGCGAUGUUCGUCGCUGCCUACGAGUGGUUCAGCCCUUUUGGGUUGAACCCUUGGGGGCGCCAGCGCAGCAAGAACUUCUCCAUAGCGUCGGCCCUAUGGGUCAUGUGGGGUCUGCUCUGCGGUCAUCUCGUGGCUUUCAAAGCGCCCAAGUCCUGGCCAAAUAAGUUUCUCAUCAAUGUCUGGGGUGGAUUCUCCGUCAUUUUCGUCGCCUCCUACACGGCUAACAUAGCCGCACUUAUUGCCGGACUCUUCUUUUACUCCACCGUCAAUAAUUAUUACGACCGAAGCCUUUUGCUGCAGAAAGUCGCGGCGCCAAAGGCAUCGGCAGCUGAAUAUUAUGUCCAGCAAGCGAAUCCCCGAUUGUGGUCAUACAUGUCCCGGUAUUCCGUCUUGGAUGUCGCUGACGGUGUUGACAGAUUACUUAAUGGCAGUCUGGAUAUUCUUAUAGCCGAUACUCCAAUUAUCGAUUAUUAUCGGGCGACCGAUAAUGGCUGCAGACUGGAAAAAAUCGGUGACUCUAUUAAGGAAGAUACUUACGCUGUUGCAUUGUCGAAGGGUCAUCCGUUAAAGGAGAGUAUCUCUCAAAUAAUUGCCAAUUAUACUAGUACAGGACUUCUCGACAUUUUACAAGAAAAAUGGUACGGUGGUUUGCCUUGUAUGCGUGGAGCGGCUUCGAGCUUUGGUUACGACGGUCAACCCCGACAAGCGGGUCAACCCCGACCGCUGGGUGUCUCUUCGGUAGCUGGAGUCUUCUGUCUCCUUGGGCUUGGCAUGAGCCUCGGCGUUGUAAUCCUCGUUGGCGAGCACAUAUUCUAUAAAUACAGUUUGCCGAAGCUGCGCCAGAGACCGAAGAAUUCUAUGUGGCGCAGUCGUAACGUCAUGUUCUUCUCGCAAAAAUUGUACAGGUUCAUUAAUUGCGUGGAAUUGGUGUCGCCGCAUCAUGCAGCGCGCGAGCUAGUGCACACUGUUAGACAAGGACAGAUCACCUCGCUCUUCCAGAAAAGCGUGAAAAGGAAGGAACACGAACAGCGUCGCCGACGUAAAAGCAAAGCGCAAUUCUUUGAGAUGAUCCAGGAAAUUCGAAGAGUCCAACAAGAGGAGAAAGUGGACUCGGGGCCCGACGAGUCCAAGGGCGCAAUCAAGAAAGACCUUACGAAGGACAAGGUUCGCGAACCCAGCAGGAGCAGAAGCAAAAGUCCGAUGAUGCUCCGAGGCACGACGAGUCCUCGGCAACGUAGCGAGAAGAGCCACAGCUCCUCGAAUCUCGCGGGCUCGCGACUUGGCCUUGCACCGAUAGGCCUCGAUGCCGCGACGUGCAGCCAGUCAAUGAAACCUCUCGAGUUCACUCUGAGCAACUCGAAUCUGCGCGCCCGCAGUCCCAUGGAGAUGGUCGGCAGGAGGCUCAGCCACGGUAACGGGGAAUCGCCUCCGCCGACGCCAAAAUUAUCCUCGAACUUCGGGGGAAGCACGAACUUGCGCGCCCAUCAAAGAGGAGAGUCGAUGGGAGGCGUCCCGACGCCGAAACAGCGAAGCCCUGCCAAAAGGGGACAAUCGUUCCCCGUCUUUGCUACUCUCCGAACACCGCAUUCCUCCUCUGGACAGCAUUAUCAAGUAUCCAGAAGCCCUCUACUUUCCCCGAAUAGCGAAUUGACUUCGGUGAUAGGUCGCAAAUUAUCUCGUGAAUGGGGUUCCGGAAUCGAUAUAUCUAGAUCGUCGGAAGCCAUUGGCUCAUCUUCUAUUUUCGUCCUAAAUCAAGAGCCGCAGCCGAUCGAUGACGAGCAUCAGAAUAGCCAAGACGAUGUUAUAUCGUUGAAAAAGCCAAUCAGACGAGCUAGAAGUCACGAAAACAAGGAUAUCAGCGAAAGUAGCAAAUUCGACGAGUCAUCGUCGAAAUUUGCUGUCCAACCGGUCGUUGAUGGCCAGUCUGUGAGUAAACGCGCGAAAAAUCAAUUGGAAUCCGAACUUAAGGCUAUACUGACGGCUCGAGCCCACCACUUUGAACUACAUCCACCUUGAUUUCCGAUAAAGACGAAAAACGUUUUAUUGCCACGCCAUCACUGACAAUGUAUUAUUCUGAAGGGAGUGUCCAAUGCAAUAUUUACACUCCAAACUCGAAGUACCUAUUGUAGUUAAGAGAUAAAUACUAGGAUGGAAUUAUGCUCAGCCUUGUGACGGGCUUUAUAUCUGCGAAACAUCAAAUAAGCAAUAUCGGAUUUCUAGAGUUACUUGUAGAAAAAUCUGAUAGUAUAAGUUAAAAGGCAACUGUAUUGCAGCUUUGCGAAAUCGAAAGCAGAUUGAUAAGAUCGGGUUCAGUUGAUAGAACAACCGAACGAUGGUUGAUACGGACGGGAAUACAGGUAGAAAGCGAACUCUAAGAAAUUCUCAUAAUCGAUUCAUUUAUUAUGAAUCAAAUAUAUUAUUCACUUACGUGACAAAGUGCUAUAUAACAGUAUAGGGAUAAGCGAGAUAAAAAUCUUUUCUUAGACUCUUUAAAUAGAAUUAUCUGAUAAUAGAGCAACUACGAAAUGAAUAUGUAAGAUAUUUUCUUGUUGGUAUUUUAAUCUCUACGCUAAAGCCGUUGGUUCUGCAGAGUCUCAGACUCCCUUUGAAAGAAUUUAAGUCUUCCGACAGCUACGCAUUCGUUUAACGGAACUACUAUUCAACCUCUUCGUUCGAACAAUUUAACAAUCACAUCGAAACAACGAUUUUUAAUGCCCAAUUUGUUUAAACGUAAUCAAGCAACUUAUUUCGUUCUAUUAAUUGUAAUUGGAAUAUAUCAUGAAGUAAUAAUGGCGGCGAAGUAAAAAGGGAGAUACGAAACUCAAGCUAACGGUGUAGAAUGACCACUUAUAAUGAAAUGCGUAAAAUUUAAUAUAAAAGUAUUUGUGUUGAUCAAGAAAUAAA
Molecule: messenger RNA, 5018 nt
Organism: Ceratosolen solmsi marchali
Lineage: Eukaryota; Metazoa; Arthropoda; Insecta; Hymenoptera; Agaonidae
Exons: 12
Coding region: 45-4130 (1361 amino acids)
Biological process (GO): monoatomic ion transport
Cellular component (GO): membrane
Molecular function (GO): signaling receptor activity; ligand-gated monoatomic ion channel activity
Source: RefSeq, a predicted model, not a curated record